Molecule: messenger RNA, 2211 nt
Organism: Phyllopteryx taeniolatus (common seadragon)
Lineage: Eukaryota; Metazoa; Chordata; Actinopteri; Syngnathiformes; Syngnathidae
Product: potassium voltage-gated channel subfamily A member 7-like
Exons: 3
Coding region: 210-1763 (517 amino acids)
Biological process (GO): protein homooligomerization; potassium ion transmembrane transport
Cellular component (GO): membrane; voltage-gated potassium channel complex
Molecular function (GO): delayed rectifier potassium channel activity; protein binding
Source: RefSeq, a predicted model, not a curated record
GAGUUUAGCAGGAUUGACAGUCUCCAUUAGGGACAGAUAGACAACAAUUUGAAGGACAUGAUGACAGAGCGACGGACAAACGACCCGCAAAACAACAGGAGUGGAGCAAUGUGAGAGUCCAAGCGAUUGUUUGGUUUGAGAAAUUGCUGUUGAACAGAUCCUCAGGAGAGACGUUUGCAGAGCAGUCUUAACUUGUGAUACCGAACGGGAUGGACAGUAGUGACCAACAGGAUGGGGAAAUAGGAGCCAGGAGGAAAGAAAACGAUGGAGAGAAAUAUAAAGAGAUGAAAAACCAACUAAACAUCGAGGAAAAAGGUGAGGCGGAGAUUAAAACAAAAGAAAAGGAGAAGAAGAGGCGCGGAUGGCCACUGAGUGAGAGACUGGCGAUUAACGUCUCGGGAAUGCGGUAUGAAACCCAACUUCGCACCUUAGCCCAGUUCCCUGACUCCAUGCUUGGCGACCCUCAAAGACGGUCACACUACUUUGACCCAAUGCGAAAUGAACUCUUCUUGGACCGAAAUCGGGCUUGUUUUGACGCGAUCCUCUACUUUUACCAGUCAGGCGGGAGGCUUCGGAGGCCCGCCAACAUCCCCCUGGACAUCUUCAUGGAUGAGCUCAUGUUCUACGAGCUGGGAGAGGACAUCAUGAACCGCUUCAAGGACGACGAAGGCUUUUCUAAAGAGGAAGAGAGGCCGUUGCCCUCCAACGAAACGCAGAAAAAACUUUGGAUGCUGUUUGAGCACCCGGAAUCCUCGUCCGCCGCACGCAUCAUAGCUAUCAUCAGCGUGAUGGUUAUUGUGGUGUCUAUCCUCAUCUUCUGCCUGGAGACGCUGCCAGACUUCCGCGUUGACAAAGAGACACGAGAGGAGUAUUUUUACAAGCACCACGGCCCAGAAACAAACAUAUCCGAGACCAUACCUCCGCCCCCCAAUGUUUUCCAGGACCCCUUCUUCAUGGUGGAGACCGUGUGUAUAUGCUGGUUCUCUUUCGAGCUCAUCAUGCGUUUUUGUUGCUGCCCCAGCAAGAUGCACUUCUUCAAGGAUGUCAUGAAUAUCAUCGACUUCAGCGCCAUUUUACCCUAUUUCGUCACUCUGGGAACAGAGCUGGCCAGGGAAAACGAAGCCAGCCCGGCUACAUCCCUGGCGAUUAUCAGAGUCAUCCGGCUCGUGAGGGUGUUCAGGAUCUUCAAGCUGUCCCGUCACUCCAAAGGUCUUCAGAUCCUCGGUCAGACGCUGAGGGCGAGCAUGCGUGAACUCGGCCUUCUCAUUUUCUUCCUCUUUAUCGGCGUCAUCCUUUUCUCCAGUGCCAUCUACUUCGCCGAGGCCGACCACAGCGACACGGCCUUUACCAGCAUACCGCAUGCUUUCUGGUGGGCUGUGGUCACCAUGACAACAGUGGGCUACGGCGACAUGUACCCACGGACAGUGUGGGGUAAACUGGUGGGCUCCAUGUGCGCCAUUGCAGGCGUACUUACCAUUUCCCUACCGGUGCCGGUCAUAGUGUCCAAUUUCAGCUACUUCUACCACCGGGAGACGGAAUGCGAGGAUCGAUCCCAAUACAAGCAUGUCACGAGCUCGCCGUGGGAGAACGAGGAACCAGAGGGGGGAGAAGCAGAAGAGGGAUAUGGGGAUCCAGAGGGGGAUUAUUAUGACAUUGGAGGCACCUAUAAUAAUCUUAAUGGGACCGUUCUGAGUAACAUGGGGCAGAGUGCUGAAUUAGAAGGAAAUAUGCAUUUAAGGGAAACGUUGGUCACCCAAGUGUGAAAAAGAGGUUCUCCAAGACAAAAAAAAAAACGUUUGCUUUAUUAUUUAAUUUCAGUCAAAUGUCUUACAGAAUGUGUAGAAUUUGUAUGUUCACAAGUUCCCUCAAACAAAUAAGCUUUUGUUUUUGCUUGACUUUAAGAAUGUGCGCGUCCAGACACUAAGACGUCUUACUUUGCCACUUUGCAUAUUUUCAACUGGAAACACUAAGACGCUCUCUAAUAUGGAAACUCAUGUUACAAACACUCAGAUCUCUCGUGCUAUAAGCCAAGAUUCUCGGCAUUCUUUCGGUCAUACACAAAGUUCACAUUUAUGCCAAUGUGACCUGAGUCAGUUGACCUUAUCACGUUGUAAUGCAACACUUAAUGAGCAUUGAUGCAACAUAGUUGUGUUGAACCCGAAUAUUUCUGUUAUGUGCUCAAUUGUUGAAUAAAUUCUAUAUUUUUAUUCA